Messenger RNA from Syngnathoides biaculeatus (alligator pipefish), 3145 nucleotides. It is a transcript of the gene ankha, whose product is annotated as ANKH inorganic pyrophosphate transport regulator a. Gene Ontology annotation, cellular component: membrane. Bases 820 to 2319 code for a protein of 499 amino acids. The transcript is spliced from 12 exons. The record is from RefSeq and is a predicted model, not a curated record. Lineage: Eukaryota; Metazoa; Chordata; Actinopteri; Syngnathiformes; Syngnathidae. Gene Ontology annotation, molecular function: phosphate transmembrane transporter activity. Gene Ontology annotation, biological process: phosphate ion transmembrane transport.
ACUAGUAGACUUAAAAGCUAUUUGACAAUUUAUUUGUCAAUAUCCGUGAUGUUGUCAAAGUGGUCGCACUAGUGUGUGCCAAUGUCGUAGUCCGACAAAUCAGCGUACUAGUAGUCUGGCUAGAAACAUUUGUGCACUAACUCAUGCCGCUUUUGACCUACCAGCGUGCAAUUAAACAUUGCUAGAAAACUACUGUGCAGUAUUUGGCCCAACUUGUAGGCAUAUAUCAAACACUAGUAGCCUCCUUGACGCUAUAUUAAUAGCUCCAUAAGAAGUUUUGCCUCCUAGUUGUUGUAUGUGCAGAAAUGUCCUCCAUAAGUGAGACGGUGCGCCCACUUGUGUUCCCAGGUCCUAGUACAGUUCUGUGCAGUACUUGGAAUCCGUGCUGCAACGGCAUGCUUGCGUGUUUGCGCAAGUAGGUUGAAGGUCCAGAUCCCUCCUCGCACGAAUUGGGUGCAGUUGGAUAUCACCUCCUCCUCCUCCUCCUUCCCUCACUCCUCCCCCCUCCCCGGGUGAGGAAGAUGCGCGCACUCGGAGGCUUCCGCCAACCUUCGCCUGUUUCCCUCGGUCUCACCGACGCGUUGUUGUGACGCCGCCGCCGCCGCUACCGCCGGAGCGCCUCGUCGGCCGCCCGCCGCGGGUCUCCCAGGUGCUUCGCCCGCCUUCCAGCGGCUUCGACUCCCUCCCUCCCACCGCCGGCAGCUCGCUGCUUUCAGCCACCACCGCUAGCCGCGCCACCAGCAACAGCUCCUCCACCCCCGCCCCCGAAGCGAUAGCGAGGCAGAUGCCCGUCGCACUGCUGUCACCCCGGCUUCUACUAUGGUGGAGUUCCCAUCCCUGAGCCCUUACUGGCCGCUUCUUCGCUUCCUGGUGCCUCUGGCGAUCACCAAUGUUGCCAUCGACCUCGGCGAGCAGGCGCUCAACAGGGGCAUCGCCACCGUCAAGGAGGACGCGGUGGAGAUGCUGGCCAGCUACGGCUUGGCGUACUCGCUCAUGAAAUUCUUCACGGGCCCCAUGAGCGACUUCAAGAACGUGGGCCUGGUGUUCGUCAACAGCAAGCGCGACCGCCGGAAGGCCGUCAUGUGCAUGGCGGCGGCGGGCGUCAUCGCAUUCACGCUCCACAUCUUGAUAGCCUACACGGACCUGGGCUACUACAUCAUUAACAAGCUGCACCACGUGGACCAGUCCGUGGGCUACAAAACCCGCAAGGCCUUCCUCUACUUGGCCGCCUUCCCGCUACUGGACGCCAUGGCGUGGAUUCACGCCGGGAUCCUACUCAAGCACAAGUACAGCGUCAUUGUGGGCUCAGCCUCCAUCUCGGACGUCGUCGCCCAGAUCGUGUUCGUGGCCAUCCUGUUGCACAGCAACCUGGAGUGCCUGGAGCCGCUCCUCAUCCCCAUCCUCUCCCUGUACAUGGGCGCCCUGGUCCGCUUCACCAUCGUGGGCCUGGGCUACUACUGCAACAUCCACGACACCAUCCCGGACUCCAGCGGACUGGACGUCGGGGGUGACGCCACCAUCAAGAAGAUGCUGAGCUUCUGGUGGCCGCUGGCGCUGAUCUUGGCCACGCAGCGCAUCAGCCGGCCCAUCGUGAACCUCUUCGUGUCGAGGGACCUCAAGGGCACCACGAAGGCGACCGAGGCGGUGGCUGUCCUGACCGCCACGUACCCGGUGGGCCACAUGCCCUACGGCUGGUUGACCGAACUGAGAGCCGUGUAUCCCGCCUUUGACAAGAACAACCCCAGCAACAAGCUGAAUGCCGCCACUCCCGUCACCAAGUCUCACAUUAAAAGGUUUACGUUCUGCUGUCUGGCCCUCUCGCUCACGCUUUGCUUCGUGGUGUUCUGGAGCCCUCACGUCUCCGAGAAGAUCCUGGUGGACGUCAUCGGCGUGGAAUACUCCUUUGCCAUGCUCUGCGUGGUGCCCCUCCGCAUUUUCUCCUUCUUCCCGCUUCCAGUGACAGUCCGUGCGCACCUGACCGGCUGGCUGAUGACCCUGAAGAAGACGUUCGUUUUGGCCCCCAGCUCGGUGCUGCGCAUCAUCGUCCUCAUCACCAGCCUGGUGGUGCUGCCUUACAUGGGGGUUCACGGGGCCACGCUGGGGGUGGGCUCCCUCCUGGCCGGCUUCAUCGGGGAGUCCACAAUGGUCGCCAUAGCGGCCUGCUAUGUGUACCGACAACAGCGUCACACCGAGCUGUCCAACGAGCUGGUGGUAGAGGGCGAAGACUCGGCUCCCAUGAGCGAGGUGUGCUCGCGCUCGCCGAUGGACGCCAUCGAGGAGCUCCGCGAGGACGACGAGGACGAGGGCGGGCGGGAGUGAGCCAACCAGAGGACUUUUUCUUUUUCUUUUUUUGUUUUUUCUCUCUUGCUUCCCGCGAGCUGUAACACCGCGGGAAAGACGAAGGAGGAACGCGGAAUUCUCCCGACGGCCCCGCCCCAUCACCAUGACGACGCACACUGUAAACAAAGCCAUCUGAGGGUUGAUCCGAUGAUUGUACAUAGCGUCAUCGCUUCCUUCGUGUUUACCGGUAAACAAGGGAAAAAGGCAAAAGGAUAACACAGGGGGAGAAGGGAAAGCGCUUCAACAUUUGAGUGGAAAUAUAGACAUGUCGUGGGACUUUUUGCUGGGUUGUGCAAUUGUGUUUUACAUAUAUAUAUAUAUAAAAAAAAAAAAAGUGGUGUACAGACGAUCGUUUUUCUAAAGUGUAUAUUUGACCGAGAAGAGGGGUCGGGAAUCCCUCGUUAAUAUCAUCAUUACCAUCACAUGACGUAUUCACUUCCACGCAGUCUGACCUGCUUGUGUUUGGCCAAUCUUCUUCUUCAUGUGCUGUAUAUACUGUACAGACAUUCUUAUUUGGCAAAUAAAUUGCUUUAUUAUUAAGCCGCCGUCACCGCUUGUCGUCUUUGGUUGCUUUGAACUUGAGGUUCGGGGUUCUUUUCGAAUCAAUUUUUACCAUCUACCGUGAUAACAUUUUCACGCGGCCAGAUACGUAAAUAUAAAUAUCAAUAACAUCAUAUUUAGCAUCUACGACUUGGCUUUUGCCAUCCGGCACGCACUGCAAAAGAGGACAGCCAAGGUGACAGCGAUAUUGUUUGAUCUAAUAUUUAUGUAGUUCUGCUAUUUUUCAUGUUUUACUGUGUAUUUU